AUGACAGAACACGAAACAUAUCCAGUACCAACGACCAGUUCCAACCUCAAACCGGAUGGCCCAGGUCUUCAAGGCAUGGAUGCGUAUACCAAGCUGUACAAGGAAUCCCUAGACGACCCAGACACCUUUUGGGCCAAACAUUGUCGAGAGCUCUUAACACUCGAUCAAGACUUCACUACUGUUCGUGAAGGAAGUCCACUAGAAGGAGGGAUAUCUUGGUUCUUGGGUGGGCGUCUGAAUGCAACCUACAAUUGUGUCGAUCGGCAUGCAAAGUCGAAUCCCGAUCGCAAUGCCAUUAUCUACGAGGCCGAUGAGCCAGACCAAGGCCGAACUGUGACAUACGGUGAACUGUUAGCCCAGGUUUCUAGCACCGCGUCUGCUCUCAGGGCUCACGGUGUCAAAAAAGGCGAUCGUGUCGUGGUUUAUAUGCCAAUGAUUCCAGAGGCUUUCAUUGCUGUGCUCGCGAUUUCCAGACUGGGAGCAAUCCAUACUCUCAUUUUUGAUGGCUUUUCUCCAAGCUCGAUUGCCGACCGGAUCCUCAAUGCGGACGCGGAGAUUGUCAUUACGGUCGACCAGGCAAAACGCAAUGGACGGGAAAUCGCCAUGAAGAAAGGGGUUGAUGAGGCCUUAGUCAGGUGUCCUAAUGUCCGUACAGUUCUUGUGUACCAGCAUUGCAAAUCCCCGGUGCCUUGGACUGAGGGCCGAGAUGUGUGGUGGCACAAUGUCGUCGACCUAAAUGCCGAGUUUGUCGAGCCGGAGAUCAUGGAUUCGGAAGAUCCUCUCUUCAUUCUCUACACUUCCGGCUCAACAGGAAAGCCCAAGGGGUUGGUGCAUUCAACGGCCGGUUUUCUGACCGGUGCAGCGGCGACCGGUAAAUAUGUAUUUGAUAUCCAACCUUCUGAUACGUUCUUCUGCGCAGGUGACAUUGGCUGGAUCACGGGGCUGGUAUAUGGAUUCUACGCACCACUCCUCCUGGGUUGCACGACUGUAAUCUUUGAGGGGAGCCCGCUCUUUCCAACCCCAUCAAGGUACUGGGAAAUCUGCGAGAAGCAUGACGUGUCCCAAUUCUAUGUUGCCCCAACCGCUCUGCGUCUUCUAAAAAGAUUCAGCAGCUCUGAGAUCUCGCAGUCAUUGUCUUCUCUGCGUGUUCUUGGCUCCAUCGGUGAGCCCAUUGCACCCGAGGUCUGGAAAUGGUAUCACCAGGCUGUAGGCAAGGGGAAGGCCCAUGUCCUCGAUACCUACUUCCAAACCGAAACAGGCUCACUUGUCCUUACGCCGCUGGCUGGCAUCACCCCUACCAAACCGGGAAGCUGCACCCUUCCAUUCUUUGGCGCCAAUCCAGUUAUAUUAGACUCUCUCACGGGAGAAGAGAUCCAAUCGCCGUGUCCUGAGGGGAUUUUGGCGUUCAAGGACCCAUGGCCAAGUAUGGCGAGAUCGGCUUGGGGUGACCAUGAGAGAUUUCUGGACACAUAUUUCCGGCCUUACCCCGGUUACUACUUCACUGGUGAUGGGGCUCGAAAGGACUCGGAUGGUUACUACUGGAUCAAGGGCCGAAUUGACGACGUGGUGAAUGUUUCUGGCCACCGCCUUUCUACCGCAGAGAUCGAAGCCGCUCUUCUGGAGAACAAUUUUGUAGCAGAAGUGGCGGUUGUCGGCGUGGAUGACGAAAUCACCGGACAAUCCCUGGUUGCCUUUGUGACCCUUAAAGAGCAACCCGAGGGUAGAGACAUCCGCAAGGAUUUGAAAAAGCAGAUUACUCGAAGUAUAGGGUCUUUAGCACUUCCGAAAACCAUUCAUUUGGUCAGUGAUAUUCCGAAAACCCGCUCGGGAAAGAUAACUCGGCGGAUUUUGAGAAAGAUUCUCAGUGAUGACUUGGAAAAUAUUGGAGACACGUCAACUGUGGUGAACCCUGCAGCUAUCGGAAUAGUCUCUGAUGUUGUUCUUGGGUCAACGAAGUGA
This is a messenger RNA of Penicillium salamii, 1959 nucleotides long. Lineage: Eukaryota; Fungi; Ascomycota; Eurotiomycetes; Eurotiales; Aspergillaceae. The record is from the annotation of a GenBank genome assembly.